Ipomoea nil (Japanese morning glory) is the source of this 2644-nucleotide messenger RNA. RefSeq names its product P-loop NTPase domain-containing protein LPA1 homolog 1. Lineage: Eukaryota; Viridiplantae; Streptophyta; Magnoliopsida; Solanales; Convolvulaceae. The record is from RefSeq and is a predicted model, not a curated record. The transcript is spliced from 8 exons. Bases 175 to 2367 code for a protein of 730 amino acids.
GAGAGACUCUGGCUGGAGGCACUCCGACUAUGAUCAUGCGUGGAAGCAGAGACUGGACAUGACGAUCUCCUGUCAAACCUCUCCUCUCUUCGUUUCUUUCGUGUCGCUCCGCUCCUCUUUGUAAACCCUAGCAUAUCGGAUUCCUGUCUUAAGAAUCACGUACCGUUCCUCAGAAUGGCGGUGGAGGUGACGAAGCUGUUGUACAUACUGGUGGUAGACGGAGAGGAGGGGAGGAGGGAGGGAAGCAAAGAGACUGAUAUUGAAAAAAUUAGAGAGAAAGAUAAGGACGCCUUUCGAUAUACUCGUUCGGUUCUGCAGAGUACUCUGCAGCUCAUGGGAUGCAAAUCCAGACACGCGUUUAAGAUCAGCCGAAGGGUGUUCGAGAAGAUUAGAAAUGUAUGUGCUGGCGAAAGUUCAGUUUCAGUGUGUACAGAGACAUUAGAGCAGGAUAACCUAAAUACAUUUCAGGAAGAGGAUUAUAAUUAUUUUGCUGCAAGCUUGGAUAAACAAGAUGAUAGAAGCAAGAGCAUACCAUUUGAGUUAUAUAAAAAGCGCACGACUGUGGUAGUUAGAAGACACACUUUUCUAGAUGUUAUAUGUGAUGCUCUGGCUGAAUAUAAUUAUGUGGGCCUCAAUCAGAGGGCUGAUCUUACUAUAGCUUGCAGGUUACGAGAAAGAAGGGAAUCCAUAACUGUGCUACUUUGUGGGACAAGUGGCUGUGGAAAAUCUACUUUGUCUGCAUUGCUGGGCAGCAGGUUGGGAAUCACAACUGUUAUAUCCACUGACUCCAUUAGGCAUAUGAUGAGGAGCUUUGUGGAUGAAAAGGAAAACCCUCUGCUUUGGGCUUCAACUUACCAUGCUGGGGAGCAUUUAGAUCCAUUAGCAGUUGCUGAGGCAAAGGCUAAGAGAAAAGCAAAGAAGUUAGCUGGUUAUUCUACCCCAGUGCCCCAAAAGGAUUCUGCUGCUAAUCAUAUGACAAUUGGAAAAUAUCCUCAGGAGGGGAAUGCUAGUACUUUCAAGUUGAUCAGUCCAAAACAAAUGGCAAUUGAAGGAUUUAAGGCUCAAAGUGAGAUGGUUAUUGAUAGUCUUGACAGAUUAAUCACUACAUGGGAAGAGCGUAAAGAAUCAGUUGUUGUUGAGGGUGUUCAUUUGAGUCUUAAUUUCGUGAUGGGACUAAUGAAAAAACAUCCUUCAAUAAUACCUUUCAUGAUUUAUAUUGCAAAUGAAGAAAAGCAUUUGGAACGGUUUGCAGUCCGUGCAAAAUACAUGACACUAGAUCCAGCUAAAAAUAAGUAUGUUAAAUAUAUACGAAACAUCAGGACAAUACAAGAAUAUCUCUGCAAUCGUGCUGACAAGCAUCUGGUGCCGAAGGUUAACAACACUAAUGUUGAUAGAAGUGUGGCAGCUAUUCAUGCCACAACAUUCAGUUGCUUACAGAGGAGGCAUGAGGCAGGAGAGAAGCUUUAUGAUCCCUCCACGAACACAGUUUCUGUUAUUAAUGAGGAAUACCGGAAUUACCGUGCUACUUAUUCCUUGAGCUCUAAGGGUAUGUUUCAAAUGCUUCAAAGAAAUGAUUCUUCUAGGCAUUUGAUGGCUCUUCUCAAUAAUGAUGGAUCCGUAGCAAAGGCUUGGCCAGUAUACUCAUUAGAUAUCAAUGGCAAACCUGUUAUGGACCAUUCCUUUAAGAAUGGGAUAAGGGGUCCUAUAUAUGGACCAUUGCAAAUUCGGAAGGCUGAAACUGUCAAUCUGCAGUUUGGCUACUUUGGGAUCAGAGAUUGGCUGAGUGAUACUGGUUGUACAAGCCGUGCUAGUAGUGUGGAUGAAUCAAGGGGGGAGCUGACAGACAAUUGCAGUAGGUAUCAUUCAUCCUGUUGCAGUUCACCAAGGUUCUGUGAAGGACCUUCCAAGGAGCUCAAAGAGGAACAAUCUGUGCAUGGUAGUGAUGAAGAGAUUGAUGAGCUACCUGAUAUAGACAGUGAUGAGGACUUUGGGGAGGAUUUCAAACAUAAUCAUGAAGAGCUGGAAGGGUCAGUGGACGAGGAGUCUACGAAAUCAGACGAGGAGUAUGAUGAUCUUGCUAUGCAGGAUUUUCAACAGAGUGGUUACUGUUCUGAUGAUGAUGAAGAAUCCAUGAAUAAGUUUGAGUUGAGUAAUAAGGUUGUACCGGUGUCAGGGGACUUGAUAUCUGAGGAAGCUAUCAACUUUGAUGAAAUCUACCAACAAAAGCUUGGUCUGUUCUUCAGAAGCGACGGUGACGCAGGUUUGGGACCAUCACAGCUCUGCUAUUCUUCUUUCCUGGGCAAUAACAGAAGCAUAAGGCGUUCUCAGAGCAUGGAAAAGUCUGAGAGUGUUGCAAAGGUCUUAUGAGUUUUUCCCCUUCAGUAUUUUCCAUUUACUCCUUUUAAAUAUGUUUUUCAUUUUAUGUUUUAUCUUUAGUUUUUGCCUAUUAUUCCUUACUUUUCUUGGCGGCUAGUGAAAGGGGUAUAACCUCUUUCUUUUUAGUUUUUAGUUUUUAGGAUAGCGGUGCAUCCAGUGGUGUUACUCUUUGUAAUUGGUGCACGCUCAGUGAUCUCAAAAACGAUUGUUAAAACUGUGUACUUAUUUAUUUUCAAUUUUGAUCGUUCACUAGGAUGUGUAUUUUAUA